CCAUCUUUAUCACCGAACGACGAAUACCUUUUGGGAAAGACUGUAAUAUUAUACUGCAUUAUCAGUAAUGUCGACAUCAGAGGGACGAAAUCCAGCCAUAGAACUACUAAAUCAGAGAUUUUUACGUCUAAUGACAAAGGAAGGCAGACAGAAGGCCUUAAGUUUCGUCCCUCGAUCAAGUGAUGUGAUUGUUGCUACCCCAAUGAAAUAUGGUACGACAUGGAUGCAACAGAUCAUGCAUCAACUGCGUAGCGGAGGUGAUAUGACCUUCAAAGACAUCGAGGAAGUUGUUCCAUGGGUUGAAUUGGCUCAUGAUGUCGGACAAGACCUCGAUGCCGAACACAAAUAUCAGCCUAGAUGUUUCAAGACCCACGCUGAGUACGAGGCCAGGCCUAAAGGCGGAAAGUACAUUGUUGUCUAUCGGGAGCCUUGUGCAUCAUUCUACAGUUUAUUCAAAUUCUUCGAAGGAAAUCAUUUUCAACGUGGACAAAUAACGCUUGAUGAAUUCGUGAAAAAUAUGCUCCUUACCUCGAAUGAACAUAUGCAUCUAUAUUACUUUCAUCAUUUGCUGAGCUGGUGGCCAAGACGAAAUCAUCCGAGUGUAUUGUUUCUUCUAUACGAAGAUAUGUUGGAUGACUUGGAAAGUGCAGUGAGGGCCGUUGCAUCGUUCAUGCGAAUUGAUGAUGAAGCUAGCAUAACAAAUGCUGUGAGAAUGAGCACAUUUGAUUUCAUGAAACAAGUUCGCAACCAACCUCGUAUCAAGUUAUCGGAAUAAAUUGUUGGGAAUGCCGGAAAAAACCAGACUUCAACGUGUUGUUACAGGUUCUGCAACAAAAGGACGCGAAAUAAUGGACGAGUGCACCAAAGAAGCUAUUCAAAAAAUGUGGAAUGAAAUUGUCACAAAAGAGACCGGUUUUCAAGAUUAUAGCGAGUUUAGAGAUGGCUUGAAGAAGGAAAAACAGUCGUAACUCCAUACGUUUUCGAUUGUACAUAACAGGAAAACGACAAUGGUAAUGGUAAUGGCAACGGCAACGGCAGGAAACAUAAUUACAUUAAUUUUGCAUUCGAGCCAAAGUAUACACUACCUUAGGGACCGGUCAUUAUUUAUGCCAGGGGUGGGGGCCGAACAGAAAAUGGUGGGGUAACUGAAAAAUAAUACUUGCUUUAGGUGGGGUGGCCAAAAAAUCCUUGCAUGCAGAGGUGGGGUAAAAAAAAUAUAACCUUACUUUAAUCACACACAAUACAAUAUAUACUACAAUCAGAGUUUAAUAUGUGAUUAUUCUAAUUUUUUAAUAAAAUAUUAUUGCUUUCCAAAAUGUUGACAGAAACACCCCCCUCAACCCACCUGUAAAGGGUCAUUUUUAUAUUCAUUUACACACAAAAUCUCCAAAGACUCCAAUGACCAGACAAAAUAUAUAUUGCCUAUAUAUA
Messenger RNA from Paramuricea clavata, 1431 nucleotides. NCBI's taxonomy places the organism in Eukaryota, Metazoa, Cnidaria, Anthozoa, Malacalcyonacea, Plexauridae. The record is from the annotation of a GenBank genome assembly.